Molecule: messenger RNA, 5354 nt
Organism: Hemibagrus wyckioides
Lineage: Eukaryota; Metazoa; Chordata; Actinopteri; Siluriformes; Bagridae
Gene: mapk8ip1a
Product: mitogen-activated protein kinase 8 interacting protein 1a
Exons: 12
Coding region: 156-2375 (739 amino acids)
Biological process (GO): regulation of JNK cascade
Cellular component (GO): cytoplasm
Molecular function (GO): protein binding
Source: RefSeq, a predicted model, not a curated record
UUCAAUAUGAAACUGCUUAGAAGACUGGACGCUGUGCUCUUUCUUAGUAACUUGUCUUUGCUGCUCUAGGAUUCCCCAGGAACACACUAGGACCACAUGUGUGUGUGUGUGUGAGUGUGUGAGUGUCAUUAUUGCCUGGUCUCAUUCUACCCCAGAUGGUGCUCUGCUUGGUCAUGGACUCCAGGGAGGAUGGAGAUGCCUGGAUGGAGGAGCAGUGGGAGAAAUGGCUCACUCAUGACAUGAGUCUGGAUGAGUAUGAAGAUGACGACCUGUCAGAGGUGACAGAGAUCACGGAUGAGAACGACAGCCUUCUGAGCCACAUCGACUUCGAUAUUCAGGAACACAUGAUCCGUCCAGCCAAUAGGAGCAGGGACUUGAGCCGGAGGAGGGGGGCCGUGGAGCUGCAGAAGGAGAUGCUUCAGCUGGACCUGAUAGACGCUGAGGGAGGCACCCAGGAAGAAGGAGGAGAAGACGAAGAAGAGGAGAAGGAGGAGGAGGAGGAGGAGGAGGAGAGGCCUCUGCUGCUCAUCGAUGAGCACCAAGAGGAAGAGCGGUCGCUGAUCGCCGCCAUGGAUACGUACCGGCCCAAGAGACCCACCACCCUUAAUCUGUUCCCGCAGGUACCAAGGACUCAGGACACCAUUAAUAAUAACUCUUUUGGUGAAAAAGACAGAAGAAAAGAGAAGAAGACCCAUUCAUCUUCACCUCAUAUAAAAGGGGCCCAGCCAGCCACACAUGAACAAGUUACCCCAACCGAUGGGGACAAGGUCCAAGCCAGCAGCCGGUUGGAUUCUAAGCCGGCUGCAUCUAUAACACACAAAGCUCCAGUGUCUAACUGCAAGAAAAAGGAUAAACUGUCUGACAGUGUGGGCAACAACAUCUGUACGGUCCCGGUGUCCAAUAACACAGCCAUGAAGGACACGACCAGGGACGGGAAUAUGACUGGGACUGUCAGCAAGGAGAAAGCCCACUAUAACUCAGUGAACGGAUGCCGGGAUCAUGUUCAGUACUCUGGAGAAAACGGGUAUACACACCACCACUCGGAUAAAAACAAGGACAGGAGUAAGGAGACGAGGCAGGACAUCCAGUUGACACCGGUGGGUGCUGAGCAGGAGAGACCUUUCCUUUCCCAGAGCAGCGACAGCAACCGCAUGUCCAUCAGCUCUGAUACUGAACUCCCUCCACUGCAUUUCCAUUCCCUAGCCGAACGCACCAACCCGUCCAUCAGCGAAGAGGAUGAAGUGUACCCUCCAACACCUCCGUGCAGGACUGAUAGCCUCAGCGAGGCAGCGGACUCUGUUUCCAAUGCAAAAACAGGCAACACAGCAGCUGUGAACGCAGCACAUAGCACGGACGCCUCAGGACUGACGUACGACUCUGUGAAAUACACCCUGGUGGUGGACGAGCACUCGAAGUUGGAGCUGGUUAGCCUAAAGCAGUGUUACCAAGGCUACGACAGCGACAGCGACAACACCGUCUACGAGUCGGCCGUUGACGACGACGACGAGGAUCGAGAUGUAGACGAGGACGAGGAAGAGUCAGGUGCAGGAGGAAUGAACAGGGACACUUCCGGUCUGUCCACAGACUCUGCCACCGACACCACGUCAGACAUGCCACGUUCGCGCAAAUUCCUCAACGUCUUCAUAAACAGACGUCCGCGCUUUCCUGGUGUGGAAUCCUUCGGCCUUUUCUCCUGCAUUAUCGAUGGUGAGGAGAGAGAGCAAAGCCACAGGGCAGUGUUCAGGUUCAUCCCGAGGCACGAGGAUGAGCUGGAGCUGGAGCCGGACGACCCACUGUUAAUGGAAAUGCAAGCUGAGGAUCUGUGGUGUGAAGCCUACAACAUGCGCACAGGCUCCAAGGGCAUUUUUCCAGCUUUCUACGCAGUUAAAGUCACCAAGGACAACCAGCCUAAAGAGGUCAAAAGUGACUGGCUAGACACCUUCUGGGUGAAAUUCCUGGGCUCUGUUCAAGUGCCAUAUCAUAAAGGGAACGAUGUGCUUUGUGCAGCUAUGCAGAAGAUCGCCACAAACCGAAGAACCAUGCAGUUCAACCCUCCGUCCAUGUGCAUCGUGGAGAUCAACAUAAGAGGAGUGAAGAUCAUCGUUCAGGACGAGUGUGAAGUUUCCGGAAGUGGUGAUAAGUACUGUCACUUCUUUCAGCUGAAGAACAUCUCUUUCUGUGGAUGCCAUCCAAAGAACAAAAAGUAUUUUGGAUUAAUCACCAAACACCCAGCACACCAGAGGUUUGCCUGCCAUGUGUUCUUCUCAGAGGAGCAUGCCGCAUAUCUGGCUGAAUCUGUCAGCAAAGCGUUUCAGCAGUUCUAUAAAGAACACAUGGAGUACUCCUGUCCCACAGAAGACAUCUUCCUUGAAUGACCUUUGUUCUGUCACGUACAUUUGGACUACUGUAUAUCUUAUUAUCUAAGGUGUUGCAUGAUGGGUCACAGAAAUCUCCUUAACAUGUCAUGCUACGAUGUUUAUGUCUAUUUUAGACGAAGCGUACGAUUAAAAAAGACACGACGUCUGUGUUUUUAGCUAAUGCAUCCCUUGAACAGCAAGAAAAAAACCCUUCACUGAUAAUUCCAACAUGCUCUUAAGUGAAAUUCAGAUUCUAAUCCAUAGAAAUCAGAGAAGAAAUUCUAUCAUUUUUCAGCAUUGUACCAAAUACACAGUGUCUGAGCUAAAAUAUGUAAAAACCUAAUCAAAUGGGUUUCUGUACAUUAUUAAAUCUUCUCUGGUUCUCGUGCACUUUGCUUAGAACAAUGGAACACAUGCUAGCAUGCUAGCAAAUGGUAACCAGCUAGCACACUAACAUUUUGUGCGUUUGUGCUAGCUUUUAGAAUCCUCGCAGUGUCACGGUGUCAGUCAUCCUCUGUUUUUCCAUUGUUUCGCACCAUGUUGUUGGAUGUCGUAUUCAGUGUGCUUCGUUAUUCAAAUCCAUCAAACUGUAUCAAUGCCUAAAAUGCAACCAGGCCAUGAAAUCUCCAAAUUUAUGUAGCCUUGACAACCAAAUGGUUUCCUUUUAUUUCGUUCAUAUACAGUUUGAAUGAAGUAUGCAUCAUAUACAGUGCAGGCCAUAAGAAGUCAGCUGAGAUCGAUAAAACACACCAACUCUGUGAAGCGUGGUAGUGGUAGUGCCAUGGCUUGGUCUUGUAUAGUUAAAGCCUAGUGGUCAGUGAGUCAGUGGACAAUUAUUAGCGUGCUAGCUUGCCAAUUUCAUUUCACUUUGGAUCAGUGACCUGAAGCACAAUGCUAAAGGAAGUUUUAAGUGUGAAAAUUUCUCCACAGAGCUGCAUUUCACUUCCUGAAGUCACAAAGCUUUAAAAAAGAAGCAGAACUGAAAAUUACUAAGCUACAUUUCCAAUCAACCAAUUAACACACCUGAAUAUUUUACAUGUUAAUUUCCUCAAUUAAUUUUCUGUCAAACAAGGUCCAGACUUAACAUAUUAUAAACAAAUACUGCCCAAAAAUAGCUGUGUUUUUAAACAACUACAAUUAAAUAUAGUUAGACUUACUCAGAACCUGUCAAACAUUCCUUAGUAAGGACUUCAUAACCAAUCUUGUAAAGAAGUUUAGCUUUUUAGCUAAUCUUUAAUUUCAGAAAAAUUAUUGUAAGAAAAAGAAAAUGUAUCAACAUUUUGUCCUCAAAGUUGAUGUUAGAAGCAGGAAAAAUGGACAAGUGUAAGGAUUUGAGCGAGUUUGAUGAAGGGCCAAAUUGUGAUGGCUAGACCACUGGAUCAGAGCAUCUCCAAAACUGUAGCUCUUGUGGGGUGUUCCCGGUCUGCAGUGGUCAGUAUCUAUCAAAAGUGGUCCAAGGAAGGAACAGUGGUGAACCGGAGACAGGGUCAUGGGCGGUCAAGGCUCAUUGAUGCACGUGGGGAGUGAAGGCUGGCCCGUGUGAUCCGAUCCAACAGACGAGCUACUGUUGAUCAAACUGCUGAAGGAGUUAAUGCUGGUUCUGAUAGGAAGGGGUCAGAAUACACAGUGCCGGACAGGUCAGGGCUGUUGUAGCAACAAAAAGGGGACCAACACAAUAUGGUCAUAAUAUAUAUAUAAAAUAUUUCAUUAAGGAACAGCAGACUUUUAAUACUUUAAUGUGUUUCAUCCCAUCAUUAGCAAUUGUUCUGGAAAUGUCUAGAAAUAAUAACAGUGAAAAAUGUUUUUUCUGUUUAGUGCUUCUCAGAAUUUUAACCGGUCAAUCACAAAUUCACAAAUUCUCUGUAACAAGUUCCCUGGUAAUGACCUCAUAACCCAUGGUGUAAUUCAGUUCAGCUUUUUAAACAUUUUUAUAGACGUUAGCGUUCUGUCUUACGGCAAACUAUACAAGACACUAAAAUAUGGUUUACUGCAAGCUACCAGUGUCAGCGCUCUGGUAUCUUGGCAUCGGAUAAACUUCCAAAUUCACUGAUAAUUCAUUGUCCAGUGUAUUAUAGGAUGCACAGUGACUUAUGGGCUGCACUGUAUGUUAAAAGUAUACAAUAAUUCAACAGCUAAAAUAUAUUAAUGAAAACAGAUUAAUCAUAUUUAAACAGAGGGUGAUGUACAGUGUUAAAUGUUUAAAAAUCCCUCUUACUAUUAUGAAAUAUGGUGACUAUCAUAUUUAUGGAAGAAAUAUACUGAGCUUCAGAGCAAAUGGUUUAUUGUAAUUGUACAUGUUACACAGGUUUGGAUUAGAACAGGUGAGUGUAGAAUGAAUUAAAGGGCGGAGCUACGCAAAUCUACGCCCGGUUUCUUUCUUCUUCUUUUUUUUUUAAAGCAUUUUGGAAUGAACACACCCUUACCAGCAUGUACUUUAAUCUGAACUGAAGCUUAACCACAAAGAGUAUGCAAUAUUUAACCCUUUGUGUGAGUGAGUGAGUGAGUGAGAGUGAGGGAAAGACAGAGGAAGAGAAAGUGAGUGAAUGAGGGAGGGAGGGCGAGAAAGAGUGUGUGUGAGUGAGAUAGAGAGGGAGAGAGAGAGAGAGAGAGAGAGAGAGUGUGAGUGAGUGAGAGAGUGGUUUGAAGAGUGUGUAUCUAGUUGAUCUUUUAGACAUCUAUUGUUCAAACUAAAGUGUUGUAAGGAAGUGGGUUAUUGGGAAUUCAGCACAUCACCUUGUCAAAAUAACCCAGUUUAAGCAAAUUCUGGAUCAAGGUGGGCGUGACAAAAACAGUGCUCAUGGAUUUUUAGAUGUUUAUUAUGAACAGUGAUGAUGUUUGGACCGUAUGUGUGUCCAGAUCAAUCCUGCAAAACCACAAGUUGUGCCUCUUCAUUUUGUUUGUUGUGUUGAUUGUACACGGUGUUUUUAUUUUUCUUUUUGGAUGAUCUUGACUGUACUAUGGAACUGGUAAAAAUUAAACUUGGUUUGUAAAUAUGUU